UUAUAUUAAUAAAUUACCAAUACUUAAACAAUAAAAUUCUAUUGAAGUGUUUAGAGUUAAAUAAAAGUGUGAAAAAUGCGCAGCGAGGCACCACAGUUUACAAGAUGUUGUUUCUGCGUUCCUUUACGGAGAGGAUUGAUUGGAUGGGGAUAUUGUAAGCUGGUCCUCAACGUGUUAAUGUUCGCAUACAUAAUACUGAUAUGCUCUCUGAUUGGGAGUUUCAGUGUUUUCCGGUUUAAAGACAUCGCCUUCAUCGUUGUCAUUAUAGCAGUCGUGAUCACGGACACCUGUUUUAAUAUUGUACUCGUCGUCGCCGGCCAUCGGAAAAGCGUCCGGUUGCUACGAGUAUCAUAUAUCUACAACCUGGUGUCUCUGGGUCUAGUUACGCUGGCUCAUUGUUUCAAAAUCUACACAAACCUAUACUACAUCUAUUGGGCGACGCAAUUUAUGGGAUUUCAAACGUUCUUACUAGUUGAUCUUAUGGUCAGCGUGGCUCUCGCGUUUAGUGUAAUUUUUGUACAAGUAUACAUGAUAUUACUGCUACGCAGCGAGAUGAUAAAACUACAGAACCAGUCGCUAGAAAUUCAGUUCUCAAAUCAUUUAGCCGGCGAGCCGCAGUGCACGCUUCACAACGCGUCAGAACAGUGCACGGAGAAGAAACAGGCCGUGCAGAACUGUUGCACGGACAAGCAAGCCCUGCAGAACUGUUGCACGGUGGAGAAACAAGUUACUGUGCAGAAAUGUUGCACAGAUAAGAAUCAAGUCGGGAAAAGCUGUUGCACGGAUGAAAAAGGAGCUGAUCAAGAUUUAUAG
This is a messenger RNA of Cydia amplana, 813 nucleotides long. RefSeq lists its product as uncharacterized. The record is from RefSeq and is a predicted model, not a curated record. Lineage: Eukaryota; Metazoa; Arthropoda; Insecta; Lepidoptera; Tortricidae. The transcript has 4 exons. The coding region runs from base 76 to 813 and encodes 245 amino acids.